AUGGAAAGGGGAAAGACAAAUAACUCCAGUGAGAAUGAAAGUUAUUACAACCUACUCUUAAAUUACAAUGAAGUGCCCCAAUCAAAUAUCUUGUUGGGUCACUAUUUGGCAUCCAUCGCAGAUAGAGAUAGCCACAGCUACAAAAUCGCACGCAAAACAAAAUACACUCACACCACACAAACUUCUAUCUCCAUAAUGAAGCCAACAAAAAUAAAAAAACAAAAAAUCGGACCGACUGAAACGUUUGGACGUAAUAAACAUGCGCCAUACAACAAUUCUUUCUUCUUCAUCUUCAAAUCAUCUUUGCUUCACGGAGCUACACAACACAAUCUAUUCAUGCUAUAUUCACCUGCAAGCAUUCUACAAUGA
Molecule: messenger RNA, 369 nt
Organism: Helobdella robusta
Lineage: Eukaryota; Metazoa; Annelida; Clitellata; Rhynchobdellida; Glossiphoniidae
Exons: 4
Coding region: 1-369 (122 amino acids)
Source: RefSeq, a predicted model, not a curated record